Messenger RNA from Dromiciops gliroides (monito del monte), 2892 nucleotides. RefSeq names its product prospero homeobox 2 (gene PROX2). The transcript is spliced from 4 exons. Lineage: Eukaryota; Metazoa; Chordata; Mammalia; Microbiotheria; Microbiotheriidae. Gene Ontology annotation, molecular function: DNA-binding transcription factor activity, RNA polymerase II-specific; RNA polymerase II cis-regulatory region sequence-specific DNA binding. The coding region runs from base 316 to 2133 and encodes 605 amino acids. The record is from RefSeq and is a predicted model, not a curated record. Gene Ontology annotation, cellular component: nucleus. Gene Ontology annotation, biological process: regulation of transcription by RNA polymerase II.
UAUGUUCUCUUUCUCUUCCAUUUCAGGAGUCUGCAAAGCAGAAUUUGACAAUCUGGUCCUAUUUCUCACAUCCCCAAAACUGAAGAGUCAAGGUUUUCCUCCUGUGUCUCUUCCCUUUCAUUCUUCCAGCUUCAGAGGAGAAAACUCCCUUGUUGAAUGAACCAAUGCAUUACUGAGGAGAGCUCUAAGUCUUAGCUCUGGGUAUUUAGGAAAAGAAAGACCCCAGUUAAAAAACCAAAACACUUUUGGAUACUCUCUUGUUUUAAAUUCCAGUGAAAUUAGAGCUUUUUGAUAAGCUUGUAAGGAACUAUCAGGAUGGAUCCAAAUAUUCUUUUUCUUUCUUCUAAAUCUCAGACAUAUUCUCACAUGGGAGAAUCUAUGAAAGAAGAGGGAAGGAGCCCAUCUUCCAGAGGAUGUGGGCAAGACUCACCCAUUUCCUGGGACCAAAUCACUAUUUCUAACUUUGUUGAUUCUGACUGGUUUUGUGAUGAACACAUACAAGCUAAAAGGGCCAGAGUAGAAACUAUUAUACAAGGCAUGUCUCUUUCACCAAACCCACUGGCCCCCUUAAGCAAUUCCAGGGAAAAGGAUAGCAAGCCUCCCACAGAAAAAAGCAGGGAGAAUAAGAGGAAACAAAAACUUCCUCAGCAGCAGAAUCCCCAGGGGGGAGAGUGGUCAGGGGCCAGCACAGGAAACUGUAAGGGAGAAGGUCACCAUUUUAAGGAACAACUUCAGAUGCUACAGCAGCAGCUAAGACAUCUUCAAGAGAGACUCUUCCAGCUUUCUGAGCACAACAUCUUGGCUCAAAGCCAGAAAGACACUGAAAGGAAUAAGGACUCUCUAAAACACAAAAAUGAGGCAAACUAUGGCCAUUGGGCUGUAGGCAUUGACCAGUACAAGGAUCUCAAAAGGAACUUCACCAAAGGAGAGAAACCCAACACUUUUGAAGAGGAAAGCCAAUCUAGGGCUCCAUGGUUAAUAACUUAUGAAGAGAAAACUCUAUCAGAGAUAUUGAAGAAAGAAUUAACUGGGGCUGUGUCACAAGUUGUAGAUUCCGUAUUAAGAAAAGUAUUAUCAAAACCAUCAGGUCACCAGACUGAACUGGUAAAUGGCAUCCAAAUGCUAGGACAAGACAGAAAAAAUGGAUAUUCUACUACUACUACUACAGGGAACACAAGGAAAGAUCAGCUUUCUUUGGAAGACUUCCAGAAUAUGGCACAAUCACAAGCUGAGGUCCAACCGAGUGCUUUGCCAUUGUCCAUGAGGAAGUGUUCAGAUUCUCUGGGGCACCCUGUCAAUUCAGGAAUGAGCCAGAAACCCUACCAGAGCCCUCCAGUAAACUUAACGAUGACUUCUCACAUGCAAGAAAAUCAGAUUCUUAGCCAACUGUUAGGGUAUGGACAAAAUGGCCAAUGGAGUUAUAGCCCUUCCCAAAUCUCUUCCUCUCAAGAUACUUCCUCCCUACCGUCUCUAGACCUACCAUGGGGCACUAUUAAACGGCAGUCAUCAGGCAUGAGCCAGCAGCAAUACCCCCUGCCCUUCACCUCUAGCCAAGCAGAAAGUCUGGCUCUUCUUCCAACAGUGAAGAUGGAACAUGGCAACCUGAAAACCGACACAGAUGCGGCUCCUUUCGCUUCUGUCCACAUCCAGGAGGGCCUAAACCCUGGCCACUUGAAGAAGGCUAAAUUGAUGUUUUUCUUCACUCGUUAUCCAAGCUCCAGCCUCCUGAAAGCCUAUUUCCCUGAUGUUCAGUUCAAUCGCUGCAUCACCUCCCAGCUUAUCAAGUGGUUCAGUAAUUUUCGUGAGUUUUAUUAUAUCCAGAUGGAAAAAUUUGCUCGACAAGCUAUCUCUGAUGGAAUCACAAACCCAAACAUGCUAAAAGUCCCCAGGAACUCAGAACUCUUCCGGACUCUCAACUUGCACUACAAUAAGGGAAAUGACUUUGAGGUCCCAGACCAGUUCCUGGAGAUUGCCAGUCUGACACUGCAGGAGUUCUUCAAUGCUGUCACAGCAGGAAAAGACUCAGACCCCUCCUGGAAGAAACCCAUUUAUAAAAUCAUUUCAAAACUGGACAGUGACAUUCCUGAGAUAUUCAAAUCUUCCAGCUGUCCGCAGGAGCUACUUCGGAAUUAAGAGUCUACUAGAACAAGAGAGCUGUCCUUUUUCGUGACGAGAAAAGUGGAAGAAUGGGCCUGGGCCUAACAUGCAUGUGUAUUAAAAGGGUGAAGAAUAGAGCUUUACUCAUAUGGAAAAGCAAAAAAUAAAUAGGACAGUUACCAUUUCUUUGCCAGUAUUCUCUUCCCUGAGUUUCAAAAGAUUUAAUACUAUGACAUUACAUCUGUUAAGUGCAACUGGUUAGUUUCACACGUGUUAUGUAGGAUUAUCUUGCAUGUAGUAUUUGGAACUUAGAAAGGAUUCCAUAGGAUUAUAUCCUGGCCCUCUUGGCCGGGUGCUGAAUUUCUACGUUGUCCACAAUCGAUAUAUUCAUAAGUAUCCCACCUCCACGGGAUACAUAUAACAUACAGUAGUAAGUCAGAGAUAUCCAGCAAUGGCUAAGGCCCCAGAUAUAGUUUAGUACCUACUGCUUUAGCUGAGGGAUCCAGGACACACUUACAUAGCGCUGCAGAGAUCAACUUGCUGUAGGAACUUAAUGAGACUUUACAGUGUCACAGACCUUAAAUACACUGCAGUUCACUCGCUACUAUCAGCGGGUAAACAGCCAAUCAGCCAAUCAGCCAGGAGCUAUCAAAGGUCUCUAGUUAUCCACUGCAGUUGAUGCCCGGGGAGGUAGCUUUUGGUGAUGAUAAUUCCCCACGGCAAACAAGGUUUCACCAAAGAUCUCAGGAGCUCGGCGGCACUGCACGCUGUACACUACGGCAUUCACGAGAUCAC